This is a messenger RNA of Hippoglossus stenolepis (Pacific halibut), 3462 nucleotides long. RefSeq names its product RAD23 homolog A, nucleotide excision repair protein b (gene rad23ab). Gene Ontology annotation, cellular component: nucleoplasm; cytosol. The coding region runs from base 164 to 1576 and encodes 470 amino acids. Gene Ontology annotation, molecular function: damaged DNA binding; polyubiquitin modification-dependent protein binding; proteasome binding. NCBI's taxonomy places the organism in Eukaryota, Metazoa, Chordata, Actinopteri, Pleuronectiformes, Pleuronectidae. The transcript is spliced from 10 exons. Gene Ontology annotation, biological process: proteasome-mediated ubiquitin-dependent protein catabolic process; nucleotide-excision repair. The record is from RefSeq and is a predicted model, not a curated record.
CCAGCGCGCUCCCUCCGCUGCACUGACAGCAGACAGCUGAGUCACAGAGUGUUCAGGAGGCUCGCGCUCAUCACAGCAGGUAAACAGGGAGGGAAGCAGCCGCUGAGCCCGAGGACUUGACCCGACAGCAGCGAACUGUGGCCGCCGCCGCCGCUCCGGAACCAUGCUGACGAUAACACUGAAGACCCUCCAGCAGCAGACGUUCAAGAUAGAGAUAGAGGCAGAGGUGACGGUGAAAACUCUGAAGGUGAAAAUAGAGGAGGACAGAGGGAAAGAUGCAUUUCCUGCUGCAGGACAGAAACUCAUCUAUGCAGGCAAAAUCUUGAAUGAUGACAUCCCGUUGAAAGAGUACAAAAUCGAUGAGAAAAACUUUGUGGUGGUCAUGGUUACCAAGCCUAAACCAAACCUUCCUCCACAAAAAGCUCCUCAGCCAACUUCUCAACCAGCUGCAGCCUCAGCACCGCCCUCAACCUCAGCACCGGCCUCUGGUCCUGCACAAGCACCCUCCACACCGACACACACAGUGUCUGUGCCCACACCUGCCCCACAGGCAGUGCCUCCUCCUGAAUCCCCAUCUUCAUCCCCAGUCCCAGAAAACACAGAAUCGACUCCUGCUGAAGCAUCAGCAGCUCUGGACUCAAAUGUAACCCCAGACUUAGCUCCUGACUUGGCUCCAGCUGUCACUCCAGCCUCUGCCCUGGCUUCAGCCUCUGAAACGGAUCAAACAGCCUUGGCCACUGCAGACCCCACCACUCCUGCUACGCAGCUAGAAGACAAUCCAAGGGAAAACCCUGAGAAUGAACCAUCCAUCACGGCACCAAUGCGCUCUUCGGCUUCAAGCCUUGUUGAUGAACUGGGACUCCUUGAAGAAGCAGCAUCAAUACUGGUGACAGGUCCGGCCUAUGAGAACCUGGUGUCAGAGAUCAUGUCUAUGGGUUAUGAGCGGGAGCAGGUAGUUAAUGCACUCAGAGCCAGUUACAACAACCCAGACAGAGCAGUGGAGUACCUACUGAUGGGUAUUCCAGCAGAGGCCAGUGAUCUGCCACCUCAAGAGCCAGUUAGACACAGUGCUCCAAACCCCCCAAACCCUGCCACAGAGGCACCGCAGCAACCCCCAGCAACCUCUAACACAGGGCCAGUGUCUAGCAGUCAGCCUCCCCCUGCUGGUGGAGGUUCUGUCGCCACGGCAAACCCUCUGGAGUUCCUAAGGAAUCAACCACAGUUCCAGCAGAUGAGACAGAUCAUCCAGCAGAACCCAGCUCUCUUGCCAGCCCUGCUGCAGCAGCUGGGCAGAGACAACCCACAGCUGCUGCAGCAAAUCACACAGCACCAGGAGCGUUUUGUACAGAUGCUGAAUGAGCCUCGAGGCGGAGACACGGGAGACGAGGGCGCCGAGGCCCAGGGGUCUCCACAGACAAACUACAUCCAGGUCACCCCACAGGAGAAGGAGGCCAUUGAGAGGUUAAAAGCGCUGGGCUUCCCUGAAGGCUUAGUCAUCCAGGCGUACUUCGCAUGUGAGAAGAAUGAGAAUCUGGCUGCUAACUUUCUGCUCCAGCAAACGUGGGACGAUGAGUAAGCAGACAACACCUGACACAUCACCGUUGGACAGAGGGUUUUGGGAGUGGGUGACAGUGCAAUGCAAAAUCCACUGGAGACGGACAGGGACGUGGGGAGGAAGACAACCUUUUUUUUCACGCCAUUGUGACUGUGGUCUGAUGAAGAUGCUGACGAUAACGACAACGAUAUGCUGUUCAAAGUUCGCUGUGCUGCCUGCUCUCCAUACUGCUGUGAUGAUCAUCAAAGGAGCUCCCACCGAGCUGUACCUCACUGCUGCUACAUUAUUACUGCUGCCGCUUGAGCUGAGAGGAGACAUGUCAACAGUAUGCAUCACCUUCACAGGCGUUUACUGUAUGGAGAGUGUUUCUACUGCAGUCAGCUCACACAACAUGUGUUAGACUACUAUACAUACACAGUAGACAUACUGCACAGUGUGUUUGUAGUGAAUGUAUACACGAUAAAAACUAAUGCGUGUUCAGAAACUUUCCAUGUUGGAUUUACGUGAAAAUGUGAUGCAAACUGUUGACUUCACUGUUUUGAGAGCUAGCACUGCUUUAUAUUAAAGUUUAGGCCUGGUCUGGUCAUUUCUUCAGCUUCUUUUGUCCUUUGGAAAGAAAAAUCUUUUAAAACAUCUCAAACCAAACAAGUCCAAACAGCACAGAUGUGUUCUCCAGGUGUGCUCCUGUGGUUCCAUAUUUGCUGGUAGAGCAUUUGAAACUGCCUGUUUCCGCUGGCAAAAUAAAAGAAUUAUGAAAUAAUACAUACAUCAAUUUGGAUUUUUUUGUAAAAAUUUAACCAAUCAUCAUUUUUAAUUUCCCAUAAUUGGGCUCAGAAUUUUUAGUUUUUGUAAUAUUUUAUGUUGUCAUUUUAGUUGUUCCAAACUUAUGUAGGGAUGUUGCUUUUUUUGGCAGAAAUGGGCUGCCAAAAAAUCUAGACAUUCAAAGGGAGGUAGAAUGUAUCUGCUGUAAGUGAGCAGUUAACACCAUAAAAAGAAUAAGCGGUACAGUCACAGUAAAUAACGCUGCCUUGUUUUUAAGAUAACGUGUGUGCAGUAGUGAUGUGUUGUGUGGGAGAAGUGGAUCUCUUGAUUUAGUCUUUUAUGCUGUUUGACUUUGGAGGACUUUUUGGUUCUGUUGUUUGAACGUGGAGGAAUUUGAAGGUUGUUGAUGAAGUGCCACUCUACUUUGCAAGCAUGACUUAUUUGUCAUGUUUUUUAUUUUUAGAGAAAGGUUGUUUUCAGUAUUUCUUAGCUGGAAUGAACAGGCAUAGUCCACGUCCUAUGUUCAGCCAAUCAAGUUCUUUUGUGAUUGUUUCACAUUUUCUAUGCAUUUUAAAGCUGUAAGACUUUGAGCCAAUGCUCCUACAUGCCUUACUGGUAGACUUGGACAUUACCAUACAGUGUUUCACAUAUUUCAAAGUUCAAUAUUGUAGGAUUUGUGACCUUUGUCAAACUUUGAAUUAUUGAUAAUUUAUGAGUCGUUGCCUCAAACAUGGUCUAAAAGGAAGCUGAAUAAGUGCUAGAAGCCAAAACCAACACACAAAAAAAGAUAUAUUUUCAGCAUUCAGCAUGUGCUUUGCUGUUUCUCCUGUUACUUUUCUAUAUUUUGUUUGAAUGGAACUGACUGCAGCCGGAAGUAAACUGUGGGGGGAAGGCACUUGAAUGUGGAAUAUGCUGCUCUAGCUUGUGAGGAGUUGUUGAUUGCAUGAGGUGAUGAAACCACCAGUAUCGUGUUGCUCUGAUCUCAGUUUAUCUGUUGUUUUCUUUUCUUUUUGGUUUUAUGAAAAUUAUUUAAAAAAAAAGUACUUACAGCCGUAAAUACUCUGGUUGAGGUUUUGCUGAAUAUUUGGGGGGAAAAUAAACUUUUGUUCCACCAUUGUGUAAAAUAAAUUGCUUUUACAAAGCGA